Molecule: messenger RNA, 6001 nt
Organism: Sorex araneus (European shrew)
Lineage: Eukaryota; Metazoa; Chordata; Mammalia; Eulipotyphla; Soricidae
Gene: DAAM1
Product: dishevelled associated activator of morphogenesis 1
Exons: 27
Coding region: 275-3511 (1078 amino acids)
Biological process (GO): actin cytoskeleton organization
Cellular component (GO): stress fiber
Molecular function (GO): small GTPase binding; actin binding
Source: RefSeq, a predicted model, not a curated record
UAUUCUUGGCUCUGCACUCAGGGAUCACUCCUGGUGGUGCUCAGGGGCCGUUGAGGUGCCAGAGAUCAAACUGGGUUUUGCUGCGUGCAAGGGGUUACUCCCGGCUUUGCACUCAGGAAUUCCUCCUGGCGGUGCUCGGGAGACCAUAUGGGAUGCUGGAACUCGAAUCCAGGUCGUCCGCAUGCAAGGCAAAUGCCCUACCCACUGUUCUAUCUAGUUCUAUCUAACCAUUGCAAGACGUUAGUCAUUCCAAGGAAUAGAAACACAUUCAGCCAUGGCCCCAAGGAAGAGAGGUGGACGGGGGAUUUCAUUCAUCUUUUGCUGUUUCCGAAAUAAUGAUCACCCAGAAAUUACUUAUCGGCUACGAAAUGAUAGCAACUUUGCUCUUCAGACCAUGGAGCCAGCGCUGCCCAUGCCCCCUGUGGAGGAGCUGGACGUCAUGUUCAGUGAACUUGUGGAUGAACUUGACCUCACAGACAAACACAGGGAAGCUAUGUUUGCACUUCCAGCUGAGAAAAAAUGGCAAAUAUAUUGUAGCAAGAAAAAGGACCAGGAAGAAAACAAAGGAGCAACUAGUUGGCCUGAAUUCUACAUCGAUCAGCUCAAUUCUAUGGCUGCUAGAAAGUCUCUCCUAGCUUUAGAAAAGGAAGAAGAAGAGGAGAGAAGUAAAACUAUAGAGAGUUUGAAAACAGCACUAAGGACAAAACCAAUGAGAUUUGUGACCAGAUUCAUCGACUUGGAUGGCCUGACUUGUAUUCUCAACUUUCUGAAGACCAUGGACUAUGAGACCUCAGAGUCUCGUAUACAUACCUCGCUCAUUGGCUGUAUAAAGGCGCUAAUGAAUAACUCUCAAGGCCGGGCCCAUGUCCUGGCUCAUUCUGAGAGUAUUAAUGUAAUUGCUCAGAGUCUGAGCACAGAGAACAUUAAAACAAAGGUGGCUGUGCUGGAAAUCUUGGGCGCCGUGUGCCUGGUUCCCGGGGGUCACAAAAAGGUUCUGCAGGCCAUGCUGCAUUACCAGAAGUAUGCCAGCGAAAGAACCCGCUUUCAGACAUUAAUCAAUGACUUAGACAAAAGCACAGGGCGGUACCGAGAUGAAGUGAGUCUCAAGACUGCUAUCAUGUCCUUCAUCAAUGCAGUGCUGAGCCAAGGCGCAGGAGUGGAAAGUUUGGACUUCAGACUUCAUCUUCGCUAUGAAUUUCUGAUGUUAGGAAUUCAACCAGUAAUAGAUAAAUUAAGAGAACAUGAAAAUUCAACAUUAGAUAGGCAUUUAGAUUUUUUUGAAAUGCUCCGCAAUGAAGAUGAACUAGAAUUUGCCAAAAGAUUUGAGCUGGUUCACAUAGACACAAAAAGUGCGACUCAGAUGUUUGAGCUGACCAGGAAGCGGCUGACUCAUAGUGAAGCAUAUCCCCACUUCAUGUCCAUCCUGCACCACUGCCUCCAAAUGCCUUACAAGAGAAGUGGCAACACUGUUCAGUACUGGCUACUACUAGAUAGAAUUAUUCAGCAAAUCGUCAUCCAGAAUGACAAAGGACAGGACCCUGACUCCACACCUUUGGAAAACUUUAAUAUUAAGAAUGUUGUUCGAAUGUUGGUUAAUGAAAAUGAAGUUAAGCAGUGGAAAGAACAAGCAGAAAAAAUGAGGAAAGAGCACAAUGAGCUACAGCAGAAAUUGGAAAAGAAAGAGCGAGAAUGUGAUGCCAAGGCCCAAGAGAAGGAAGAGAUGAUGCAGACCUUAAAUAAAAUGAAGGAGAAGCUCGAAAAGGAGACCACUGAGCAUAAGCAAGUCAAGCAGCAGGUGGCGGACCUCACGGCGCAGCUCCAUGAGCUCAGCCGGAGGGCCGUUGGUGCUUCAGUCCCAGGUGGACCAUCUCCGGGAGCCCCAGGAGGACCCUUUCCUUCCUCUGUGCCAGGGUCUGGCCUUCCUCCUCCACCACCUCCACCUCUUGGAGAUGGAAUGCUCCCUCCUCCACCUCCGCCCCUCCCUCCUGGGGGUCCUCCUCCUCCCCCGGGGCCUCCUCCCUUAGGGGGAAUCAUGCCACCUCCUGGCGCUCCACUGGGCCUGGCCCUCAAGAAGAAGAACAUUCCUCAGCCCACAAAUGCCCUGAAAUCCUUCAACUGGUCUAAGCUGCCGGAGAACAAACUUGAAGGAACAGUAUGGACCGAAAUUGAUGAUACGAAAGUGUUCAAAGUUCUAGAUCUUGAAGACUUGGAAAGAACUUUCUCUGCCUACCAAAGACAGCAGGAUUUCUUUGUGAACAGUAACUCCAAGCAGAAAGAAGCUGAUGCCAUUGAUGACACACUGAGUUCCAAACUUAAAGUCAAAGAGCUUUCUGUGAUUGAUGGUCGGAGAGCCCAGAAUUGCAACAUCCUUCUAUCAAGGUUGAAACUAUCCAAUGAUGAAAUCAAACGAGCGAUUCUGACAAUGGACGAACAGGAAGAUCUGCCCAAAGACAUGCUGGAACAGCUCCUAAAAUUUGUUCCUGAAAAAAGUGAUAUUGACCUAUUGGAGGAACAUAAACAUGAACUGGAUCGGAUGGCGAAGGCUGAUAGGUUCCUUUUUGAGAUGAGCCGGAUUAAUCAUUAUCAGCAAAGACUGCAAUCAUUGUACUUCAAAAAGAAGUUUGCAGAGCGUGUGGCAGAAGUGAAACCUAAAGUAGAAGCAAUUCGUUCUGGCUCUGAAGAAGUGUUUAGGAGCAGUGCCCUGAAGCAGUUGCUAGAAGUGGUUUUGGCUUUUGGAAAUUAUAUGAAUAAAGGCCAGAGAGGCAAUGCAUAUGGAUUCAAGAUAGCCAGCCUAAACAAGAUUGCUGACACAAAGUCUAGUAUUGACAAGAACAUCACACUUUUGCACUAUCUCAUAACUAUUGUGGAAAAUAAGUACCCCAAGGUUCUCAACCUAAAUGAAGAAUUACGGGACAUUCCUCAAGCAGCAAAAGUAAACAUGACUGAGCUGGACAAAGAAAUAGGCACCCUGAGAAGCGGCCUGAAAGCAGUUGAAACGGAGCUGGAAUAUCAGAAGUCUCAGAAUCCACAACCUGGAGACAAGUUUGUAUCUGUUGUCAGCCAGUUCAUCACGGUGGCCAGCUUCAGCUUCUCUGAGGUUGAAGAUCUUCUAGCAGAAGCUAAAGACCUGUUUACUAAAGCUGUAAAACACUUUGGGGAAGAGGCUAACAAAAUACAGCCCGAUGAGUUCUUUGGCAUUUUUGAUCAGUUUCUUCAAGCUGUGUCAGAAGCAAAACAAGAGAAUGAAAACAUGAGAAAGAAGAAAGAGGAAGAAGAGCGCCGAGCCCGCAUGGAAGCUCAGCUCAAAGAGCAACGUGAAAGGGAGCGUAAAAUGAGGAAAGCAAAAGAGAACAGUGAAGAAGGUGGAGAGUUUGACGAUCUAGUUUCAGCUUUACGCUCAGGAGAAGUAUUUGACAAAGACCUCUCUAAACUGAAACGGAACCGCAAGCGUAUCACCAACCAGAUGACAGACAGCAGUCGGGAGAGACCAGUCACCAAACUGAAUUUCUAAUUUUCCCUGAAUACUUUUUUAGAAAACUCAUUAGCAGCCCCUUUGAAGUGAAUAGAACUUUUCAUUACACUGCCUUGUAAUUUCGCACAGUGGCAAUUUUUUCUUUUUUUUCUGUGAGUGAAUGUGUGAAUGUAUGUAUAUGUAAAUGUAUGUGUAUAUGUAUAUAUAUUAAAAAGUGUAUAUAGAAGUCUGGAUUUUGUCUGGAGACCUAUAUGUAAGGUUAAAAAAAAGUCUAUGUUAAUGUAUGUGCUCAGAAGCCUUUCAUGUAUGCAUUCAUAUUGAGUGUGGUUCAUUUUCUGUCCCUGAACACCAUGUCUGUUCAGAAGCACAAUACUAUCUCCUGAAAGAGAUGGCAGAGACAUUCCCUAGAGUAAAAGAAAAAGAAAAAAAAUUUUCUAAGAAAUAUUAUAUGGUUUCCAAGCUUGGUAUGCUUUUAAAUUCUUUUCAUUGGUAGAGCUGGUAUUGGAAACGUACAGAAGAUAAAUGGGUUUUGAUAGCUGAGUGUGGUGCUGGAGGCAUCACAUCGGUAGUUGGCAGAAUCAGCUAAGAAGUUCUGACAUUGGUGUGGGGAUGCAGUGUGUAAAUGUGUAUUGAGAACUCUGCACACAAUCUGAAUUACAUAGAAUGUCAACCAGAAUUCUUUUAUGUAUUUAAAACUUGGACAUAAACUUUUUUCCUAUUGCUUUGAGUUUUCCGCUGAGCGCUCUUGAUGAUUUCUUUACAUUACUUUUGGAAAGAACACUAUUUAUCUAAAUGCAGUCUCUGUUCUUGUCAAAGAACAGAGUUUGCCAGAAUAUGUUUGUUAUUCUAACAAAAUAGCUGUAGAAGCAUGGAAAAAUUAAAAUUUCCACCCAAGACCUAAAAAGAGGAAUUCUCUGAUGGGAUAAACAUUUAAAACAUUUUUUUAAUGGGGUGCCUUUUUUGUAUUUUGUUUUAUAGGACAAGCUGCAUCUUCUGUAAAUAUAGGUUUGAACUAAAGGACAUUUAGUGAAUGCACAAAAUGUUGACAACACCACAGAGAUGCCAAGAUCUAUUUAUCUCUUAAGCCUGUUUGAAGCAGUUUGCUGUUUAUAUGUUGUCAUUUAAAAUUGUGUGUCAGUAAAGCUACCUGUAAAAUUUCAGUCCAAAAGAUAAAGCUCUCAGGGAGAAAUGAAUAAAAACAAUGAACAUUAGAAAAGAAAAUAUAGAUGCUUACCAUUAACCUACCAACUCUUAAUAUCCUUAAAUUAUAUGAUAUAUAAAAAGGACUGUUAACUGUUACUUUUCUUUGUCUUUUUUUUUUUUUUUGCUUUAUUUAUUUGUAGUUGGGGAGGACGAAGGUUCUCUCUUUUCUUUCCAUCAAUCAUAUUGUGGUUUGGUUUCCUGUGGAGAGAGUAGUUUAUCCUGUUGCACUAGACCAUUAUUAACUCACUAAAUUAAGUUUUUCAGUCAAUUAAGAAAUAUUUAUUAAACACCUACUGUGUCCCAGGCAUAGUAGGGUUACAAUGGUAAGUAAGCAAGACAGUCCCUGCCCCCAAGGAGCUUGAGUUCUAAUGGGGAUCAUACGGGGAAUAGAAUACCAAUGUGUGCGCUUCAUAGGAAUUGUGCUAUUUAAAACUCAUUUGUAUAGACUCUAAUGCUUAGUACAGAUGGCAUGGUCUCUGUGCUAUGUGAAAGCUGUGAAAUAGUGCUCGAAGAGUUGUCAAGAGCUGUGGUUUUACUUUUUCCCCCCUCAUUGCAAACUUAGUGACUGUCUGCACAAUGUUCGGAAGAAAAUGAUUCAAGCCAAGAACAGUCACUAACACCCAGCAGAGACUGUGCUCCCCCUACCCCUAGUUACCAAGGUCUACAAAUCUCCAUGGGCAACAUGCAGCCAGAGACAGCUUGAAAAGAUGUGGAGAUGAGGAGUGGGAUAUGCCAAUGGUUGGUCUAGUCCUUACUUAACUAAAGUGCCUCUAUGUAUAUUCUUUUCUAUUUAUAGCAGGAGAAAUUUUGGUCUGGCUCAAUUUUGAAACUAUUUAGAAUGUGGCUCUGUUUUACAGUUUAAGGAAUAGACAAACGGAGUCCCCACAAAGGAGCAGGCAGGUAGCAUGUCCCUGUGCCCUUGGCAAGCUUCCUCAUUUUGAUUUGAUCAUCCUGGUGGGCCUCCCUUACCAUUUCCAUUUUUGGUUUCUUUCUCCAAAAGCUGUGUGCAGGUAAUUCUAUGUGCCAUUGUUGAAGAAAAAUCUACUUUUUUAGAUUGGUGCUGGUGUAAGUAGCCACUUUUCUCUCUUGGGUGUGUAUUUUCAAGGUUUUUUGGUUUUGUUUUUAAAUUAAUGCCAAAAAAGAAAAAGCAUUAUAAUUUGUAAACUUAAUUUUAUGUCUUGUAUCUUAUUAGCUUAGUAGUUGGAACCACUUAGUCUUUAGGUGCAAGACUGUUGUUAGAAUACAAAGAAAAAAAUGUUGUAUGUGUUAUAAGACUGUACAUUUUUAAUAGCAAUAUGCAAUAAAGAGAUGAAUUCAUUGGUUGUA